Messenger RNA from Elaeis guineensis (African oil palm), 1854 nucleotides. Its product is annotated as mediator of RNA polymerase II transcription subunit 21. The record is from RefSeq and is a predicted model, not a curated record. Gene Ontology annotation, molecular function: transcription coregulator activity. Gene Ontology annotation, biological process: regulation of transcription by RNA polymerase II. Gene Ontology annotation, cellular component: mediator complex. NCBI's taxonomy places the organism in Eukaryota, Viridiplantae, Streptophyta, Magnoliopsida, Arecales, Arecaceae.
UUGACAUUAAUUGGAGGGAGCAAAAGCUUCUGGUUUCUUCAUCUUAACUUUAUGAUAGAUGUCCAAAUGAAGUCCUUCAAUCAAUGUCCCUAAAAGUUUCGUUGGGACCAAUCACGUUGUGAUCGAAGAGCUGCUUGAAUGGACUUUGAUAUUGCAGCACAUUAGUUGUUUAUGGAAUUUUGGUAAGCUCACCAAUCACAUUCCCAUAUUGAAUUGGAUCAAAGUAUAACAAAAGACUAUCAGCAAGUUCCUCCCAAGUAAAUAUUCCGUGGCUUGAUUCAAGCUAAUCGCCACCAGAUGGCAUCAUCUUCAAAAUUGAUGGAAGCAAUCUCAACUUUUCAUUGAGUCGGAUUUUAGUGAAAGCCAAAAAAAAAAAGAAAAAGAAAAAUUCUUGGCUGGCAAAAUCCAUCAAUUCAAGUCAUUGCCGACACUACCUUCAUUAAGGAUAAUAUUGAUCUCCAUAAACACAUCACAUUGCUUAUUAUGGUUAACUGGACAAUAAUCACGACCAUUGCAACCAUCAUAAUGAUUUCUAUCAUGACCUCCUCUAAGACCAUGAUGGCUACUAGUUCCAAAACAUUAUCUAAAAUCAUGCUAAAUGUUGCAACUUGUUGAGAACAUAUUUGGAAGUAACUCCAUCUCCACAAUUUGUUGAUGAGUUUGAACUGCUUCAUGUUUUGAAUUGGCUAUUUUGUUGAGACAGAUAUCCCAAAAUCAUAGCAUAAGACUUGAGAUGAGUGAUGUUGAACUUCUCUUUUUGAUUGUCCAUCUAGACCAUGCAAAAAAAUCGACGCCUUAGUAGUAAGAUGAUAGGAACUUAGUUCCUCUCAAUGCUAUUUAAUUUCAGAAAAAAAAACAGAGAAUUUAUUUUUUUUAAAAAAAGUAGGAGAAGGACUAUUCAACCAAUUUGAAGGAUUGAAACCUUUGAAGUCAACAUAUAAAUUUUACCUAUAAUUACAUUUUUAUAGUUUAAAAUAAAAAAAAUCCUACGCAUAUGAGACCAAGAAAGUUUCUAGGAAGAGAAGUUGCGGGACAGCUUGGGUGGUGGAGCCUCUAGAGUCAUCAGUGGCUGGGGCAGAAAGGGAAAAAAAGGAAAGCGGGAAAAAUGCACUAAGAAUGGUGAGGAGGGGAGCCAAGAGUCGUUGGCAGCUUCUGAUUUCUGGUGAUCUGCUCUGUAAACCCUAAUUUGAUCUGGUUCGCAGAAAGCUCCAUUGAUCGAGCAGCCAAAAAAUGCAGUUUUCCCUUGGAAUCAGGAGUAAUUCUGUUGGAGGUUUUUAGUUAUGGACAUAAUAUCUCAGCUACAAGAACAAGUCAAUACAAUUGCUCUUCUUGCUUUGAAUACGUUUGGAACACUGCAAAGAGAUGCCCCACCAGUCCGACUUUCGCCAAAUUAUCCUGAACCAACCAGUAAGCCCUCCGAGGAGACAAUCAACAUUGCAGAGCAUCCCAAGGCAAUGAGUGCAGCUCUAGUUGAUGCUGCAAAAAAGUUCGAUGCACUUGUUUCUGCCUUGCCGUUGUCGGGAGAAGAAGCUCAGUUGAAAAAAAUUGCAGAACUCCAGGCAGAGAAUGAAGCUGUAGGUCUGGAACUUGAAAAACAACUCAAGGCUGCGGAACAGGAAUUGAAGCAAGUUCAGGCGUUGUUUCAUCAGGCUGCAGACAACUGUUUGAACUUGAAGAAACCAGACUGAUCAUCCUGAAAGUGGUAAUAGUUGACUUCUUGGGACAGUCUUGGACAGCAGCAUUUGGUUUCUUAUAUUUUCAAUGCACAUGCUUGUUUCUGUUAUUAUGAAGAUGGUUUUAUUCUAUAUGCUAACACAUGAUUUUCUUUGGGAACAACUUUGACAUGGUUGAGCA